This is a messenger RNA of Vigna umbellata (rice bean), 1492 nucleotides long. RefSeq names its product protein RMD5 homolog. The record is from RefSeq and is a predicted model, not a curated record. Lineage: Eukaryota; Viridiplantae; Streptophyta; Magnoliopsida; Fabales; Fabaceae. Gene Ontology annotation, cellular component: nucleus; cytoplasm; GID complex. Gene Ontology annotation, biological process: proteasome-mediated ubiquitin-dependent protein catabolic process. Gene Ontology annotation, molecular function: ubiquitin protein ligase activity.
CUCUUACACUUUCCAUCCUAAUGCACAAAACUCAUAUUUCUCUCUCUUCUCUGCGCUUUGCCCUAACCAACCUCCACAGAUCUGUUACCUCCAUUUUCAGUGCCUCGCUUUUUUUAAGGCAUUACAAGUUGUAGAUACAGUUACUACUCAAUAUGGAGCUGAGUACUAUAAAAGAUGCUUUCGAACGUGUUACUAAGAAGCAAACGUUAUCUUGUUCCAAGACUCAAGAAGCGAUUGAUCAUAUCCGACACGAAAUUGAGAGUGUUUUAGAUACAAUUCAGUCAGUGAAUAAUGCUGACCAUGAACUUGAUUACAAAACCGUCAUGAGUGAGCUCAAGGCCAGUUUACUUAAAGCUGCUCCACUUUCUCAAAUGGAAGGUACACAAAAAGAACUCAACAAGUAUGGAAAACUUCUUGAAAAAUAUUUCAAUCCUGAUAUAUCCAAGGCUUACAGAAAUAUCGACAUUGAUAUUCAUACAUUAAACCAAAUAAUUGCCAACCAUUUUUACCGGCAGGGCCUUUUUGAGAUAGGGGACAAUUUCAUGAAUGUGGUUGGAGAGCCUGAAUCUGCUGCCAUUAUGAAAUCCCCAUUCCUGGAAAUGUAUCAAAUACUUGAAGCCAUGCAGAAUCAGAACCUAGAGCCAGCCCUCAACUGGGCUGCCACUAAUAGUGACAAGCUUGAUCUAAGUGGAUCUGAUAUUGUGUUGAAACUUCACACAAUGCAAUUUGUGAAAGUGCUUCAAAAUGGAAGUAGAGAGGAAGCCCUUAGCUAUGCUCGAACACACCUUUCCCCUUUUGCUUCCCGUUACAUGACUGAGAUUCAGAAGCUUAUGGGUUGUCUUCUAUGGACCGGAAAGCUUGAUCGAUCUCCUUACCAUGCGCUACUAUCGCCAUCUAACUGGGAUAAGUUGGCUGAGGAACUUAAAAGGCAGUUCUGCAAUCUUCUGGGUCAGUCCUACAAUAGUCCGUUGAGUGUGACUGUAGCAGCAGGCAUCCAGGUUUUGCCAUCUCUCCUCAAAUUUAUGAGCGUCAUGGCAGGGAAGAAGCAUGAAUGGCAGUCCAUGAACCAGUUACCUGUACCAGUUGAAUUGGACAGCGAGUUCCAGUUUCAUUCUAUUUUUGUUUGUCCUGUCUCAAAGGAACAAGCAACUGGAGAUAACCCUCCGAUGUUAAUGGCCUGUGGCCAUGUCCUCUGCAAGCAGUCUAUCUUGAAGAUAUCAAAGAACUGCACAAAAGUGUUCAAGUGCCCAUAUUGCCCCUUUGAUAUUGAUGCAGGACAAUGCAGGCAGCUAUAUUUCUGAUAUCAAUGGAUUCAUAUGAAACUCUUGUAUAAACUGAAUCAUGUGUUAGCAUAGGUGUAACCGUACAUGGCGCAUGCAAAAAGCCAAUUCCUUGUUGUGAUGUCUGUAUUUAAUAAAUUUGUUGUAAAUAGAAAUUCUUUUUAAUUUGGAUAUGUGCAGCAAGUCCUUCGUUGAUUAAUAAUCACCAGCAA